Molecule: messenger RNA, 1822 nt
Organism: Pistacia vera
Lineage: Eukaryota; Viridiplantae; Streptophyta; Magnoliopsida; Sapindales; Anacardiaceae
Exons: 3
Coding region: 58-951 (297 amino acids)
Cellular component (GO): nucleus
Molecular function (GO): polyubiquitin modification-dependent protein binding
Source: RefSeq, a predicted model, not a curated record
CUCCAGCUCAAUCUCGUCCUCUCACUCUCUCUCUCUCUCUCUCUUUUGUGAUUCGCCAUGGCAUACCUUCAGUUACAAAAAAUAGCGAUAUCAGGUCCGACACUAGCUUCCAUGAUCCAACGGUUGUCCUCUUCCCCUGGCGACGUGGACGGCUUCAUCUUCGGCCAUGUCACUCAAAUCACCACUCUAUCCGACGACACCUCCUCCUCCGAUAACUCCGCCUCCCAACUCACUGCCACUAUCACCAGCUUUCUCUGCUCCGGCUCACCUCUCUCCUUCUACGACGCACUCGGGCGGGUCAACUCACCCAAAGUUCCCUCUUUUAACCAACAGAACCACCUCCUCGGCUGGUUCUCCGGCCGCCGCCAAUCCGCUAUCCGUCCAUCCAUGCGUGAAUUCGCUGUCACAAAUUCUCUCUCGAAAAUCCCCCAAUUUAAGUUUUCAAUUAAAAACUCUUCAGAAACCCUAAGUCCGUGCGUUUUCAUUCUGUUCACGACUCCCUUAACAGACCAACUGAUCCACACGCACCAGUACCGCGCGUACCAAUUCAACACUUCAAACAAAUCUUUUCACGCGAAGUCACUCGACGUGGUUAACAUCGGUCCCGCAUUUCGAGGACAUUACGAUAAUUUCGCCCCGAACUGCGCAUUGCCGUUGAUGAAUUGCUCGGCGAUGGAUGAGGAAAGCAUGUAUGCGAAUAAGGAAAAGGUGAGUGAUCAAAAACAAUUGGAUUUGUGUGCGGAAGGGUUUCAAAUUGAGAGGUUGAGGCGGCUGAUGGGACCCGAGGCGACGAAUUAUACAGAAGCUUUGGAGGAUUUGUAUGAGAAAAUGUUGGCUAAAGCUGAGAGUUUGACUCGGCUCGUGGAGUCCAGCUCGGCUAAGGUUUUCGAGUUGGAAAAUAACAAUAGAAAGUUGAGGUACAAGGUUUCUAGGUCUGCUGGAUCGGAAUAAUCGCUUGUUUGGUACCGUCUUAUUGCUGGUUCAUUAUCAGAGAAGUGCCCAUUCUUUAGCUGACUGUUAGGCUGUGGGAAUUUUUCGGGUGGUUCUGUAAAGAUGCUACUUGUAGUUGGGAUCUUUUUGGUUGACUUUUGAGCUGAAGUUGGCAUAUACUCUGGAGCUGCUGAUGAUAAUAGAAGUGACAACUGUGAAUAUUUGGUGGUUCUGGAAAGAUGAGGAUGGCUUGACAUUGCUCCUAUUUGGGUACUUAUACACCUCCUACAUUGAUCAUAUCUUUUGUACUUUUUAUAUCUCUAUUGUUCUGCAUUUGCUCUUCUGAAUUCUUGUAAUUUAGGAACCCAAUGUGGUUUGUGUUUAAAGAAUGAAAUUGGAUUUGAAUCAGAUGAUGUUUGGAUUACUUUAUUUUCUAUUUCUGAUUCAGUAUCUUGACAAUAUUUCUGGCUACUAGAAUUGAGAAAUGUUACUAAAUUUGGUUAUUAUCCAAAUUAGGAAUGGCAAGGAAUGACCAAAUUGCAUUUGAUAGAAUCAUAAAAGUACAGACGAUAGAUAGAAAAGAACAUCAAGCAACAAUGACGGCUGUGUAAAAUAAACUUCUUAGAUGUUUGAGAUACAAUUAGGGAAAAAAAACCUAUCAAUAACAUACACCUGAUUCAUGUUGGCAGAGCCGGGAAGGGAAACUAUUUUGCUUCUAAAUUCCUUGCCUUACCACCAAAUACUAUAUCCAACAGUCGUACUAGCAUUCUAUUUAGGAAGAUUGGUGGUAUGUUAUAUAAGAUGUUGUAGCUUUUAGAAAUUUACUCACCUCAAUGAAUCAGUUUGGCAGCAAUAGUGUAGAUUUUCAGAUACAGUGAUUUGAUUCUGAUAU